AUGACGUCUCCUUCAACCAUCAAGUCCCGCUUCCUCUCACACCCAAACCAACUCGGCGUCGUCGCCGUCGGUUUCAAUGGCGGCCAGUGCAAGAAAGGCGUCGAAGCCGCCCCAAUGGCCCUGAUUGAAUCAGGCCUCCUAACCCAACUCCGCGAGGACCUAGACUACGAAGUCCAUCACGACGACACAGUCCACUACUACGAGCGCGACAUCCCCGCCUCCGACCCCGACCACCGCGGCAUGAAGAAGCCUCGCGCCGUCAGCGCCGUGACCGAGAAGCUCAGUUCGCAGGUCUACGACUACGCCAAGGAGGGCAAGUUCGUGCUGACUCUGGGCGGCGACCACUCGAUCGCCAUCGGCACCGUCUCGGGUACCGCCAAGGCCAUCCGCGAGCGUCUGGGCCGUGAAAUGGCUGUGAUUUGGGUCGAUGCUCACGCCGAUAUCAAUAUCCCCGAGACGAGCGGAAGUGGCAAUAUCCACGGUAUGCCGAUGGCGUUCUUGACUCGGUUGGCGAGGGAGGAGAAGAAGGAUAUCUUUGGUUGGUUGCAGGAUGAGCAUAUUGUCAACACGCAGAAGCUUGUUUACAUUGGUUUGCGCGAUGUCGAUCGUGGGGAGAAGAAGCUCCUAAGGGAGAAUGGUAUCAAGGCGUUUAGCAUGCACGAUAUCGACCGACACGGAAUCGGUCGCGUCGUCGAAAUGGCCCUCGCUCACAUCGGAAAUGACACUCCCAUCCACCUGUCCUUCGAUGUCGAUGCCCUGGACCCCCAGUGGGCCCCCAGCACCGGCACACCCGUCCGUGGUGGACUGACACUGCGCGAGGGAGACUUCAUCUGUGAAGCUGUGCACGAGACGGGCAAUCUGAUUGCCAUGGACUUGGUCGAGGUGAACCCCAGCCUGGAGGAGAAGGGAGCAUCGGAGACCAUCCGCGCGGGGUGUUCGUUGGUGCGCAGUGCAUUGGGUGAUACUCUUCUUUGA
This is a messenger RNA of Penicillium bovifimosum, 975 nucleotides long. RefSeq names its product arginase. Bases 1 to 975 code for a protein of 324 amino acids. Gene Ontology annotation, cellular component: cytosol; nucleus; cytoplasm. The record is from RefSeq and is a predicted model, not a curated record. The transcript is spliced from 3 exons. Lineage: Eukaryota; Fungi; Ascomycota; Eurotiomycetes; Eurotiales; Aspergillaceae. Gene Ontology annotation, molecular function: arginase activity; manganese ion binding.